AUGAAGGCAGCGGAGAUUGUGUGCCCUGAAAAGUGCCAGGCUUUUGCAAAUAUCAGCCUGACAAGAAACACAGUUGCAGACAGGAUUUCCGAUCUUUCAGUGGAUUUGGACAGCCAGUUGAAGCAAAAAGUAAAGUCAUUUAUUGCGUUUUCAGUUGCAAUUGAUGAAAGCACGGACAUUACAGAUGUUGCACAACUGGCCAUUUUCAUCCGCGAAGUUGAUGACACAUUGACCGUCACCGAGGAGUUUGUGAAGUUGGUGCCGAUGACAGAUACGAUGACAGCAGCUGAUAUUUUCACCGCACUCGUCGGCGCACUGGACAGGGUCGGAGUGGACUGGUCCCGCGCUGUCAGCCUGGCUACAGAUGACUCUGUCAGGCUGAUGAAUGGGACCAGUCUGUGCUCAGGCAGACUGGAGGUGAAGACUAACCAGCGCUGGUCCUCAGUGUGUGAUGACUUUGACCAGCAGGAUGCAGAGGUGGUCUGUAGGGAGCUUGGCUGUGGGCCUCCUUCAGUCCUGCAGGGGGCGCUCUAUGGAGAAGUGGACCCUCCAAUGAGGACCAAAGAGUUCCAGUGUGGAGGCCAUGAGUCUACUCUCCUGGACUGUAGAAGCUCAGGCUCAGAUAGAAACACCUGCUCACCCGGAAAAGCUGUUGGACUCACCUGCUCAGAGCCUGUUAGGUUGGUGGGAGGAGCCAGUCGCUGUGCAGGAACACUGGAGGUGAAACUGGGAGAAUGGAGACCAGUGAGGUACUCUUCAUCUGGCUGGACCCUGAAGACAUCAGAUGCUGCCUGCAGAGAGUUAGACUGUGGCUCUGCUGUUUCUGUUGGAGAGAGAAAAGAGUCCUCACGCAGAUAUAUGUGGUUCAUCAACUCUUUGUUGGUUGAGCCUGGAUCUGCUCUGAGGGAGUAUGCAAGAUCAUCUUACUCUUCCUCCAUCCUGAAUCUCACCUGCUCAGGAAGUAUUAAAUGAUAUACGGGAUGUUUGGAAUGAUCACCGUAUACGGCCCUCCAAGAACACAAACGUGCCCAGUGGGAUACCUGAUAUCAUGUACAUGGCCCCUCACCUUUGGGGGACAGAAGAUUUUCUUGUUCCACUUACUGAAGAUUUGACCACAUGUAAAGACAACUGCACAUUUUUAAGUUCAGUCCCAUGUGAUGCGGACGUGUUUGAUUUGUGCACAAUAACAAUGGAGGAAUCAGGCUUGGAGUACCCAUCUACCAUGUCCCAGUCACUUGAUUUAUAUGUUCAGCUGAGGGACUCGAUUCGUCCACAGUUAUUUGAGCUGGCAGUUUAGAUAAACAGAAAUACCUUGUUGUUUUUCUUGUGCCUUUGUUGGAAACAAAAAUAAUCAGAAAAGACCUUAUACCAUACUGUUUUAGCAAUCUGUCAAUAGUUGAACUCAUCCUGAUAGCUAUUGUUAGCAAGAAUUAUAA
This is a messenger RNA of Perca flavescens (yellow perch), 1436 nucleotides long. Its product is annotated as scavenger receptor cysteine-rich type 1 protein M130-like. Gene Ontology annotation, molecular function: serine-type endopeptidase activity. The record is from RefSeq and is a predicted model, not a curated record. Gene Ontology annotation, cellular component: plasma membrane. Lineage: Eukaryota; Metazoa; Chordata; Actinopteri; Perciformes; Percidae. Bases 1 to 972 code for a protein of 323 amino acids. The transcript has 4 exons. Gene Ontology annotation, biological process: zymogen activation.